Clonostachys byssicola is the source of this 1374-nucleotide messenger RNA. NCBI's taxonomy places the organism in Eukaryota, Fungi, Ascomycota, Sordariomycetes, Hypocreales, Bionectriaceae. The record is from the annotation of a GenBank genome assembly.
AUGGCCACUCCGCCAGUCGAAGAGGUGGAGCUCACUAAAGAUAUAGUGCUCACCGAGGAGGUCCUGGAACGCUUCGAAGAGAAAUUUCGAAGUAGGAAAUGGGACACCUUUGAGCUCCCAGACGGUCCCCUGCCCACCCUCGAGAGGUUUGCUCGACAUGGAGGUCCGGAUCUUAGCGAUCUACGAUUUGACAACGACGAAUCCAACUCUCGGGAAAAGCCCCGAAGCUUCUCCCUUGGAGUAGGCCCAGGUACACAUUACAACGAGCUUCCCGACUCUCAGGAAACGCCUCCAAGCGACCCAGUUGGAGGAGGCGCCCCAGCUGGAGGAAACGGCCAAGCUGGAGGAAACGGCCAAGCUGGAGGAAACGGCCAAGCUGGAGGAAACGGCCCAAUUGAAGGAAACGGUCCAGUUGAAGAAAACGGUCUAGUCGAAGAAAUCGGCCCAGUUGGACCGCCCAGCAUUUCUUUCCAGGAUAUCCUCACCUCGUACAGCAUCCAGCCUCUCGGGGAGGUGUUAUCACAGCUGCGAGAGACAACCCACGACCUGCACUGGAUGGAGGCCUGGGUCAGAAACACCCUGACCGAGACCGUCGUGCCUCACACGCCCCCAUCCCCCCAGGCCUUUCUGCGCUUCCGCCCCCUCGGCGCGUCCCACCUGCCCGGCAACGUCUUCGACGACUUCUCCCAGUACUUCUGCCUCCGGAGGUUCACCGACGCCAACCCAUCCGUCCAGGUGAGGCGAAACCUCGAGUUCAGCCCCCAGGCGUCAAUGACAAACGGGGACACCUUGCCCGCCGUGGCCCAGUUCUGCGACGGCGCCGACGUAACCUACCUCCUCCAGGACUUGCACCGCCAGCUCGCCCAGCUCGUCGACCCGAGCACCGACUCGGAGGGCCCCAUCGCCCCCAACUUCUUCCUCGAGACCGCCACACCCUGGGAGCCGUCCGCGAUCCUGAGGAACAAGGCCCGCGAGCUCGGCGCGUACGGCGCGAGGGCCAUCUACACCCUGCGCAGGCACGCCGACGAGGACGGUGCGCUCCGCCGCCGGGAUCGUAACGAGAUGGAGAUGCUCGCCUUCUCGGCCACGUUUCAGGACGGCAACCUAAAGCUGUACGGACACUCUGUGGGGUUGGCGCGUGAGAACAGGCAGCAGUUCCGCAUGCGGCUCAUCGCGUCUUUCGCCGUGGACUCGGACGUCGAGACGAUGAGGAGGGCGUGGACGUUGCUAUGGGGGCUGAGGGCGGAGGCGAUGAGGCUGCGCGAUGAGGCCAUCGGGGGCGCCAACAGGCGGCACGAGGAGGAUCUGGCGAAUGAGUUCGCAAUAUUCAACCCUCAUGAUGUACUGAACGAUGAUGAUAAUCAGGCGCCUUGA